Messenger RNA from Wallemia mellicola CBS 633.66, 797 nucleotides. RefSeq lists its product as hypothetical. The record is from RefSeq and is a predicted model, not a curated record. NCBI's taxonomy places the organism in Eukaryota, Fungi, Basidiomycota, Wallemiomycetes, Wallemiales, Wallemiaceae. The transcript is spliced from 3 exons. The coding region runs from base 52 to 270 and encodes 72 amino acids.
GUUCAAGCUACUAAAGUGACUUACUUGCCUUUUUUGGAAUUUACAUAAAAAAUGUCAACAAAUAGUAGCUUAUCUAGUGAUUUAUCUGAUAAUACAAGUGAUUAUUCAACUGAUUUGACAAGCCUCAAUGACGACAAUGUGGAUGACAACAACAACACAUAUAACGAAGAUAACGAUGGCGUCGAUCGUCAGCAAUUGAAUUACGAAGCUGGUUUCGGUGGCCAAGAAGAUUUGGAAGAUAGGUAUGCUUCCACUAGUGGAGAUAAUUAAAGUACUUUAUCAUUCGCUUUAUCCCGUACUUCAAGAACACCAUUCGCAACUCGGACUUCCAACUCCAAUCUCUCUUUGACGUACAAUCCAUGUACUCGUGCAACUUUCUUUUCUUUCACGGUAUCCUCAUAUGAAGGUGGUUUCGAAGCUAUAGAUACAUUGUCUAUGUCUUCAGCUUCUUUCGUCUUCCCUUUGGCUUUCAUAUCAUCUUUGUAUGCUUGUUUAAGCUUUGAUAACGAUUCGAGAGCUUUCAUUCGCGUGACUUUGUCCACAUUUGGUGAUUUAACUACUGAUAAUACUUCCUCUUGUACUGCAGACAUUCCGCCAUAUUCUUCUGAUACUUUCUUGGCAGAUUUGCCAAUCAAAUAGGUUGAAAGCUUGGCUAUAUUUGCCCCUUGAGAUGUGAAGAACUUGGCUGCACCCGCUGAUGCACUGCUACUUGCUGCUGUACCCGCUGCAGCUGCCUAAUUACUUAUGAGAUAAUGAGAUAGCAGAAAUAGAGGACCUACGCCACCAGCACUAGCUGC